This is a messenger RNA of Labrus mixtus (cuckoo wrasse), 2619 nucleotides long. It is a transcript of the gene ankrd13b, whose product is annotated as ankyrin repeat domain 13B. Gene Ontology annotation, cellular component: cytoplasm. The coding region runs from base 379 to 2319 and encodes 646 amino acids. Gene Ontology annotation, molecular function: protein binding. The record is from RefSeq and is a predicted model, not a curated record. NCBI's taxonomy places the organism in Eukaryota, Metazoa, Chordata, Actinopteri, Labriformes, Labridae. The transcript is spliced from 15 exons.
UGCUUGUCAACGCAUCUUUUUCAUCGCCCAAUGGAGGUUAGAAGGAAGAAGUACUAGAUUAGGUAGGAGAGAGAGAGAGAGAGAGAGAGAGAGAGAGAGAGAGAGGUGGAGAAGCGGAUGGUUAAAAAAAGGUGUAGCCCAGCCUUUUGAGACUCAAACGAGGUAUUUAUCUUUAUUAUGCUGCUGAUUUUCACGGAUGUGUGCUUUUUAUUCCUAACAAUACGCACAGCAUUCUGCGCCGCAAGCUGCAUCGAUACGCCUUUGGGCAUCUCUCCGAUAAUGAUAGGUUUGAUUAUAUAGCGUGAAUUCAGAACCAACCAAGUAGGCUAUAGUUGGAAUCCAUACUCGAAAGCGCAGGAGUUUAAUUAUGAUCCGAGGAUGAUUUCUGCUAAGACAACUCCAGAAAAGAGUCGUUAUCCUAUCCACUAUUUGGUGUGGCACAACAAACACCGACACCUGGAGAAAGAGCUGACAACGAACGAGCAGACUGAUAUAGAGUCACUAGACCCUCGUGGUCGGACCCCCCUCCACCUGGCUGUGACACUGGGCCACCUUGACUGUGCACGGGUACUGCUGCAGCAUGGAGCUGACAGUAGCAAGGACAACCGCAAUGGAUGGACUGUUCUUCAAGAGGCUGUAAGUACCAGAGAUCCUGAGUUAGUGCGUCUUGUACUUCGUUACCGUGACUACCAGAGGACAGCCAAGAGGCUGGCGGGUAUACCCAUCCUACUGGAGCGACUGCGCCAGGCUCAGGACUUUUAUGUGGAGAUGAAAUGGGAGUUUACCAGCUGGGUGCCCCUUGUGUCUCGUAUCUGCCCCAGUGACACCUACAGAGUUUGGAAGAGUGGUCAGUGUCUCCGCGUUGACACCACCUUGAUGGGCUUUGAACAAAUGACCUGGCAGAGAGGAAACAGAAGCUUUAUUUUUAGAGGACAAGAUUCUAAUGCUGAAGUGAUGGAAGUGGAUCACGACAGGCAGCUGGUGUACUGUGAGACCCUGUGUGUCUCGUCUCUAGCAGCACUCUCCCCUGUCCGAUUGAAUGGCGGUGCUUGCAACACCGUAGCUGGUCUGGGUCUCCUGGGGGCCAUACAGCCCAGUGACGAGCAGGUAGCAGGAAGGUUGUCCGCCCCUGUGGUGACCACUCAGCUGGACACCCGCAACAUUGCGUUCGAGAGGAAUAAGACGGGCAUACUGGGCUGGAGAAGUGAGAAGACUGAGAUGGUGAAUGGAUAUGAAGCAAAGGUGUAUGCAGCAUCUAAUUUGGAACUGAUCACCAGGACUAGAACUGACCAUCUCUCAGACCAGAACAAGAACAAGACAAAGGAAGGUGGAAAGACUCCACUGCAGAACUUCCUCGGGAUCGCUGAGCAACACAUGGGGCCGAGCAAUGGGGCCCUGGUAACCCAGAUGUCCUGUCCUGCUGUGACCAAUCCUGCAGCACUGACAGCCGAGGAAUACUUCAACCCCGGCAUAUUACCAACUCAGAGGGACAUUGGCCACCCAUGCCAGCUAACCACCAAGACCCAGAGGUUUAAAGCCAAGCUCUGGUUGUGUGAGUCCCAUCCUCUGUCUCUGGCAGAACAAGUGGUGCCCAUCAUUGAUCUCAUGGCCAUCUCAAACGCCCUGUUUGCUAAGCUGCGUGACUUCAUCACUCUGCGCUUGCCACCUGGCUUCCCUGUCAAGAUUGAGAUCCCUCUCUACCACAUCCUGAAUGCUAGGAUCACAUUCAGUAACCUGAACGGCUGCGAGGAGGGGACAGGGGUCCGUGCUGACAAUGACCCUGUGGUGGAGGGUGAUGUACAGAGAGAGACUGUGAGGACAGAAACCCCUUCUCCAGGAAGUGACUCCUCCAGUGUGUCAAGCUCCAGCUCCACCAUGUCAUGUCGUGGAGGAGAGAUUCCCCAAUGUGUGUUUGAGCCCCCCCCUGGAUACACCAUGCUGGGUGGCAAACAGAGAGACAGCAUGAGGGAUGAUGCAGAAGACCUUCUCCAAUUUGCAAUCCAGCAGAGUCUGCUGGAGGCCGGCUCCGAGUAUGAUCAGGUGACCAUCUGGGAGGCACUGACCAAUAGCAAACCAGGAACGAUCCCUCUCUCCUGUGACCCGAGUCGCCUAGAGAGGACCCCCCAGCACAAGCCGUGUCCCCAAUCCAACCUCUCCUCCACCCCUUCCAAGAAGAAGCCCACCAACUGCUGCUAUGACGAGCAGCUUCGCAUCGCCAUGGAAAUCUCAGCUCGGGAACAGGAAGAGGCGGAGCUUCGGCGGCGCCAAGAGGAGGCGGAGUUACAGCGUAUCAUUAAGCUGUCACUCAUGGAGAAAUGAGAGCUGAGGGGUCUGAAGGGUCUGAAGGGUCUGAAGGGAGGGGUCUGGACCAAAGAAAGAAGAAGAAAAGAGGCUACUCUUAACUUAAAGCACACUCACUAAGUGGCUGGACAUAUUUAAAUGAUUUGAUCCUUUCUCUCCUAUCAGCUUAGCCAGACCCUCUCCAUGAAGCCAUACUGUGACGGGGCGGUCCCGCCUCAGACAGCCUAAGACACAAGUCUCCUCUCUCUUCUGCUACAUGGUACUUUCUUGACCAGUGCCAGUUUACAAGCAACAAUAAACCCAAUACAACAAGUUCAA